Closterium sp. NIES-67 is the source of this 4245-nucleotide messenger RNA. NCBI's taxonomy places the organism in Eukaryota, Viridiplantae, Streptophyta, Zygnematophyceae, Desmidiales, Closteriaceae. The record is from the annotation of a GenBank genome assembly.
ACCAUCCAGUUCCAGUAGUUCCUCAGCUAUCCUCUGCUCCACCACCCACCGUUGCGCGAUAAUCGAUGUGCGACUGGCUUCUCAGUGCGCCGUAUGAAGAACCAUCUCGUGCUUCAGCUGCUACUGCUUCUGCUCACCUGUUUCGGGCAACCUGGCAUGCUGGUGACGGCGCGGCGAAUACAGACGGCAGAUUUCAAGGUGCUGUCGCAAGUGCUGGCGGCAUGGGGCAGCUUCGCGGACGGCAAGACGUGGUCGGCCAACAGCGACUGCUCCACUGUGCAGGGCGUCACCUGCGACGCCGAUGGCUACGUCAUCUCCCUUGCAACGGCAGGCAACGCGUUCUACAAGCCCAUCCCCGACGCCGUCAGUGGCCUGCAGCAUCUCACAUACCUGGCCAUCACGUCCAGCCAUCUGGUGGGGUCGCUGCCUGCAGCGCUCUUCAACCUGCCGCUGCUCAGUGGCAUCAAGUUGAGUGUGAAUCAUCUCAGUGGCUCCAUACCAGACGACAUCAGCAAGCUCACAGGCCUCACAUACCUGUACCUGGCACAGAACGGGUUCAGCGGGUCCGUGCCCGAUGCACUGUCGCACCUCAGCCAGCUCAUCAGACUGAGCCUUGCGACCAACAUGCUCACUGACAGCAUUCCCACUGCCAUCAGCACCAUCACUACCCUCAAUACCCUUGAGCUGCAGGUUAACUACUUUUCCGGGCCUGUACCUGACUGGGUCUCCACAAUGCCAAGACUUAUGAGCAUCAACAUGCAGCAGAACCUUUUGAAUGGCACCAUACCAGCCUCUCUCAGCAGCAUGACACAGCUCACCAAACUCAACCUGGGAAUGAACUUCAUUGAGGGCUCGAUUCCGGACGAGAUCGGCAACCUUGUGAACUUGCAGUCGCUCAUUCUUGAGACCAACCUCCUCAACGGCACAAUUCCUGCCUCUCUGGGAGCGCUGAAGCAGCUAAAUGACCUGCAGUUGGCAUGGACAGACAUUGCUGGGACGCUGCCCUCCUCAAUUGGAACCCUCACUCAGCUGAACAUCCUGUACCUGGAGGGCAUGUGGCUCACGGGCACUGUUCCCAGAUCAUUCUCCAACCUCCAGAACCUGGGCUACUUCUACUUGAACAGGAACGAAUUUUCUGGCGACAUUUACAGCAUCACCAGCAGCAUGACGAGGCUUGUCACACUUGACGUGUCCAGCAACCAGUUCAUGGGUCGCCUGCCCGCGCCCCCGUCGCCCUCCCUGCAGUUCUACUACGCGCACCGCUGCUUCUUCUCCCACGGUGCUGUCGUGCCGCCCAAGGCCAACCGCACCUUCUAUGCCAACGUGUUUGAGAACUGCCUGACCGCUGCCUCCCUGGUGCCAGGAGAUUUUGAGGGCCAGAAAAACCUGCAGGAGUGCGCCGCUUUUUGUGGCCUUGCUGCUGGAGACGCCAGGCCGCUGUGCAAUGGGCAUGGCGUGUGCUCCUUCAAUUCCUCCGUGCAGGAAUCAGCAUGCACCUGCGAUAGUAACUUUGACAACCAGGCUGGACCCCACUCCUGCACCUACAGUGUCCUCCCUUCAACCGAGUCGUCCCAGUCAACGGCGGUCUCCCUGUCUGCUGCAGCGACUCAGCUGUUCAACGGCAGCAUCAUCCUCACCCCAUCCGCCAGCAGCACAUGGGGGGCAGCCGUGGUGCAGACGCCCAUCCGCCUCUUCCACUUCAUCGACAGCCCCGGCCCGUGCGGCACCCCCUUUGCCUUCAACGCCUCCUUCACCUUCGCCAUGAGGCCAGCAGCGCAAGGCGCGGGAGGGGAAGGGCUGGCGUUCGUGGUGAGUGCUUCGCCACCGCAGGGGGCCGCAGCAGGUGUGGGGCUGGGAGGGGUGAGGAAAAGAAGUGUGGGGGUGGAGUUUGACUCGGUGCUGAGUGUGAAGCACAGCGACCCCAACGACAACCACGUGGGCGUCAAUGUGGGCGGCUCACCUGUGUCCCUCGCCUCUGCCACGGCCCCUCUCAUCCUCAACGACGCCCAAACCAAGCACGCCUGGAUCCACUACGACCCCACCAGCGGCGGCACGCUCCGAGUCUUCCUCUCCUCCGACCCCGUGCAGCCCCUCACCCCCACCCUCCGCGCCCGAGUGUCCCUCUGCUCCAUCCUGCAGCCCACUGCUGCAGAGACCAACUUCUUCUUCGGCUUCAUCGCAUCAACAGCAGAGAAUGCCCAAGAGAAUGUCAUCCUAAACUGGGAGGUUGUUACAGGUUUACCUCCACGGCCUCCUCUCAAUGCACAAGACCUGGCGCUGGGGUUUGUGUUGGACGAGGACUCCUUCUCAUCUCUGGGCUUCAAUUCCUUCUUCCACUACGCCAGCGGGGGAUUCGAGCCAUCGGCGGACAACAGCCCCUCAUGGCUUGUCAAGUCCUUCUCCUCCUGGAUCUUGCCUCAAGCCGUCUGGCCCGUGAAGAACCAAGGGGGCUGCGCGGACUCGUGGGCGUAUGCAGUGGUGGCAGCGGUGGAGGCAGCCUACAGCAUUGCCAACAACCGGUCGCAGCCCCCUGUGCUGUCGGUGGACCAUCUGCGCCUCGCCCUCUCCUCCAACUGCGACGGUGGCUCCCCCACCAAGGCGCUGCAGUUCCUCCUCAACACCACCAACCAGGGCAGGGGGCUGCUGGAGCAGGCAGCUUACAUUGCCUCCUCUGUGAAAGGCAUACGGUCUCUAGGACGUAAAGCAGCUGCCAAGCCCACCAUCAAGUACUAUGGCAUCCGGGGCAUCGAGCGCACGACCUUCUACGGGUGGUUUGGGCUCAUGCUGGCAGUGCAGCGCCAGCCAGUCAUUGUGCACAUCGAGGCCUCCGCACCCUCCUUCCAAGACUACGAUGGGAGCGACACAUAUGCUGACGAGGGAUGUUUCACGGACCAUCUCAACCACGUGGUGCUGGUGAUGGGCUAUCUGGUGGCUGGUGUUGACUCUGCUAAGCCCGACCUGCCGCCGCCCUUCUGGAUCAUCCGCAACUCAUGGGGCACACAGUGGGGCGACCAGGGCCACAUGCGAAUGGACAUACGCAGUGACGAUGGCAUCUGCGGCAUCAACACUCUCCCGGGGCUCUUCCCCGUUGUCAGAACACCUGCUGACCCCUGUGGCCAGCGUUCCUACAAGCACGACAUACUGGGCCCUACCUUCAACCCGUGUGGCCAGUUCCAGUGCACCACCAAAGGGGCCAGCAACCGCUGCAAGUGCUCUGAUACCCGCUUUUCUGAAGUCAAGAACACUGAUGGGUCAUACACUUGUGGUUAUGUGGACGUGUGUGGGUCCAGCAGUCGCAACCCGUGUGUGGUGGGCACGUGUGUGAACGAUGGCAGGGGAAGCUACUCCUGUGUGUGUCCCAGGGGCUUCAUACAAGGCACCAUGAUUGGUGGAGGCUUCUCCUGCACUCCUGGCCAGGAGCAGGGCACGUACACGGUGCUGGGUGCCAACGUCUUUUGCUCGCACAUCAUGGCUGUCUUCAGCCUGCCGCUCGCCCACUUCCUGCAGCAAAACAAGGGUGUUUCAUGCACCAAGCCUCUGCCCAUCAACAAGCAGCUCUAUGUGGUGUUCAACAUCCCUGAAUGCAGUGUAUUCUACAGCACCAAUGCAGGUGACACGUGUGCAGGGGUGGGGCGGCAGGUGGAGCUGUGUGGGCAGGCGGCCUCGGAUGCGGCGUGUGAGGCGGCAUUUCAGGCGCUCAACCCCGCUGUGGACUGCUCGUCCCUGAAGCCCUCCCAGGCAGUGUGCGUGGAGAGACACCCCUCCAAGGCCAACCGCAUAGCCGUGUGUGACGAGUAUCAUCGACCGCAAGCAGCAGACACGUGUGACAGCAUCAGGGACGCCGCUGUUCCCCCUCUGAGCGCCUUGGAGCUGUACCGCCUCAACCCCGGCAUCAACUGCAACCAGCUCAUUCCGGCGAAAUCGUUCCACUUCAAAGGGUCCCUUGAACGAGAGAUCUGCACCAAGAGCUCCACAUCAUUUGCCAUUGGGAGCUGUCCAACGGACAACCAGUACUACUUCAUGCCCACGGACAGCUGCAGUAAUGUCCAGAUCACGCACUUCCAUGGCAUCAAGGGUUGCUAUCGGAAGAUCAACGGAUAUGAAUGCGUAGAUAAGAUGACCCCCGGAACAAAGGUAUGCUUACCGAAUUACAAUAGUGCCCGAACUGGUGAUUGUGUUUAUUAGGAGUUGCUUCUGUCAAAACAUAUAUACCGGUAUAUAUAUAUAUAUAUAUAUGUCUUAUAG